Messenger RNA from Paramecium octaurelia, 631 nucleotides. The record is from the annotation of a GenBank genome assembly. Lineage: Eukaryota; Ciliophora; Oligohymenophorea; Peniculida; Parameciidae.
AUGGAGAUCUUUGAUUUUAGCAAACCAAACACCACCAAGAAGGUCAGAGCCGGUAUAUACAUAUGCCUAUGGUCAUAGCAAAGAAGGUUCUUGAACAGGAACCUGGAGUCAAUAAAUAAUAAUAGAAUAAAGAAUUUUACGAUUAGGCAUUAGAGAGAAUAAUACAACUAUUGAAGAAAAAUACUAUUCCCUUAGCCACACCAACCAGAAGACUACUUCAAAGACCAUAGAUUUAUAAAUUUGGACCAAAAAGAAUUUAAUGGAAGAAUUUUGAAGCCUUUUGUAAUUAAAUCAAUAGAGAAGCUUAACAUGUCAGUCAAUACUUUUUCAAUUUAUUGGGCACUGAAGGGUAUUCUAUCAAAAAAAUAAAUUAGAUAAAUAGCAGAUGAAUCAUUGAUUAUCAGAGGAAGGUAAACAAGUACUUAAAUUGAGGCAUCGAUAAAGAAAUAUUUGAGUAAUCAUUAAAAAAUAAACCGAUUUAGAUGUAUACGUCAUAUGCUCAAUGUGUAGAAGUUUAGAUACUUCUCUAAUAAGAGAUGUCGAGUUGAGAAUCUACAUAUAAGAAUGUAAAGCUUGUAUGGCCACUAAAACUGUGCCAACCCUAGAGAUUUCAGAUAAGAAAUAGAGUUGA